Molecule: messenger RNA, 3118 nt
Organism: Callorhinchus milii (elephant shark)
Lineage: Eukaryota; Metazoa; Chordata; Chondrichthyes; Chimaeriformes; Callorhinchidae
Gene: gas2l1
Product: growth arrest-specific 2 like 1
Exons: 6
Coding region: 206-2830 (874 amino acids)
Biological process (GO): protein localization to microtubule plus-end; regulation of microtubule polymerization or depolymerization; actin crosslink formation
Cellular component (GO): stress fiber; microtubule plus-end; actin filament
Molecular function (GO): actin filament binding; cytoskeletal adaptor activity; microtubule binding
Source: RefSeq, a predicted model, not a curated record
UAGGGAAGCGACAGAGAUUGAGGAAGAGAGCCACAGAGAGAAUAAGAAACAGCAAUCAAUAAGAAACUGAUUGCUUUAGGGAACAGACCAGGAGAGAGAGAGAGAGAGAGACCAAGGUCAGCAGAGAAGGAGAGAAAUAAACUUACCUGAAAUCGACAAAGGAGAGGAAGGAAAGGGAAAAAAGGGGGAAUUGGUUGGUUAGGAGAUGGCGGAUCAAACUAAUAUCCAGUCCGCUGCCAGCAAAAGCAUUCGACCCUUCAAGUCGAGCGAGGAAUAUUUAUAUGCCAUGAAGGAGGAUUUGGCUGAAUGGCUAAACACCUUGUAUGAUCUGGACAUCCAUGUGGACCUGUUCAUGGACAAGUUGGAGACGGGGUACGCGCUGUGCAGACACGCCAACAACCUCAACCUCAUGGCUGGCCAGUUUGAGGCCAGGAACCCGGAGUUGGCCAGCAAGGUGCAGAUCCCCAGGGGAGAGGUGAUCUUUACCUCCAAGAACGUCUCCCCAGGCUCCUUCGUGGCCAGGGACAACGUGUCCAACUUCAUCAGCUGGUGUCGCGGCCACUUGGGCAUCAGGGACGCUCUAAUGUUCGAGACCAACGACCUGGUCCAGCGCAGGAAUGAGAAGAAUGUGGUCCUCUGUCUCCUCGAGGUGGCCAGGAGAGGCUCCAAGUUCGGCAUGUUGGCCCCCACCCUCAUCCAGAUGGAGGAGGAGAUCGAGGAGGAGAUGAUGAGGGCAUCCGAGGCUGGACAGCCCCCCGGGCACUCCAGGAAGCCUAGCGCUGGCCCCAACACAGGCACCAGCACCCAUUCCCACCCCCACACCAUGAGUUGGGGGGAAGGGGCUCUCCAAGAACCUACAGCCCAGAGGAGGUUGUGCGAUUUCAAGAACCUGGACGCAAUGGUCCGGGAGAUCCUUGGCUAUUGCUCCUGCCCGUCGCAGUUCCCUAUGACCAAAGUCUCUGAGGGUAAAUAUAAAGUGGGCGAGACCAGCGCUUUGAUCUUCAUCAGAGUGCUGAGAAACCAUGUGAUGGUGCGAGUGGGGGGUGGCUGGGACACACUGGAACAUUACCUGGACAAGCACGAUCCCUGUCGCUGCGCCUCGUUUGCUCAUCGCCUGGUGCCGGGGAAGGUGAGCGGUUCCAGGACCCCGCGAGAGUUGCUGGGGGCCGGGGGGCACGGGUCGAGGUCGUCGAGCCCGGCUCCUUACCGUCACUCCGAGGGGAACGUCAGCCUGAAGCCACCAGAGAGCGCGAGGCUGACGGAGAAACGCGGCUCCUUGGUGUCGGACAACAGGGCCGAGGGCUGCGGGGGCCGGGGAGGUGAGCGUUCCUACAGCCCUUCUAACGGUGGCGUCAGAGCGGAGUGGACACGAGGGACCCCCUCGGCCAACCCCGCUUUCAGGCCAGAGUCCCCCGACAACGGCAGUCGUUCCACCCGAUCGCCGACUCCAUCUCAUCCGGGAAGAGCGUCUGUCCCACGCCGGCCGCAGGACAAGACCCAUGGCAGCUCCAGCCAGCCUGCUAAACAAACGGAGUUGUUUGGACGUGGCGUUACCAGUAAAUCAGCUCGAAUUGACGGCAUUCAUUGCCGGGCCCGAUGCGAGAGUGUGAAACGCAACGAGCCUGACCUCAGUGCUGAGAAUCACUUGCUUUUCAAAGUCCAGACUCGAGGACCAGGCGAGGAGGCAGAAGAGCGAGUCGUCCGAACGGGGCUCGUCUCCGAAGCAGAGGCCGAGGGUGGCGGCCACUGGCGGGCGGCUGAGCAAAGGCAAAGCGGGGAGCGGUGUGGCCGUGCUGGUGAUCAACCGCGGCAAGGAGGGCCGGCAUUCCUGGGCUCGGGCCGGCGAGGGCGAGGAGGGGAGAGCGCAAGUGGACAAGCGGGUGACUCGAGGCAAGUCGCCAACACGACCACCGACAACAACAACCACCACAACAACAACAAAUUGCGUUUAUACGGCGCAUUUCACAUCAGGAGGCCGUCCCAGGCCACUGGAGGCUUUGGGCCAGAACCGCUCGACCACACAGCGAGCGAGAGGCCAGAGGACCCCCGCGGGUGGCCAGUCUGUGUCCAGCCGGUCACCUUGGGUAAAUCAGAACGUUUCGGACGGGGGGCAGUUGAUGGGGAGAACGGACUUGGCUUGGGCUACUGCCAGGACCCAGAGUUGGAGCCAGACAUGGAGCGGGAGAACGGGGUCAGCUGCCGCCCUCUGGCCGAUGCAGGGGAAGCGGAGGAUGCCUCGGGCUCGUGCCAGGACCCGGAGUCAGAGCCAGAUACUGAGCGGGAGCGGGAGCUUUACCGCAGCUUCGAGGAGGAGUUUCUGGCCAACACCAGGCGGGCGCUAUUCGAGGGGGACGGCGAGGCCGAGGCAGAGGGCGCGGUGCAGGAGGGAGGCCUUCAGGUGGACGAGGCCCUGAAGACAGUAGAGAGCAUCUCAGAGCCUCUGUUGCCGAGUCCCGUGGCGGAGAAACGUGCCUACAGUGUCGUGCCUGAGCAACGAGGAGCCAGAGACACAGUUGUGACGGAGGACGAAGAGGAGCUUGUGGGAUACGAGGAUAGCGUAGAGUCAACGGUGGAAACAUCCAGCGAGUCGUCCUUCAACAUCCGCUUCCCGGUCUCCCCAGGGCCCCAUCGGACUCCCACCGUCGUUAUGAGGCCCAAGAAAUCACUAAGGAAACCCGACCGAGUGCCAUCCAUUUACAAACUCAAACUGAGGCCCAAGAUCAGGCCCAGGACGGACAACCGGCCCGAAAGGAGGCCCUCCAAGAUACCCACCCCCGCUAGUGUCGGCCUGAAGAUCCCAAGGCCCCCCCAGGAGGAGGAGGAGGAGUGAGUGAGGCCAUUCAACAUCUGAGCUCAUCCCAACCUGGAAAGGAUCUGGUGUCUUCAUCCCACCUCUGGGGGUAGGAGAAGUCAGUCUGUGGGUAUUGAGUUAUGGCAGAAAUUAUAAUACGUUUGUAGCUCAAAAUCGACCAAAUAUUAGCCUGACACAGUAGGUAGCACUCCAGCCUCUGAGUUCCAUGAGGUUGUGGUUUCAAGCCCCCACCACGUUGGUGGGGUAAGUUUGCAAGUUUUAAGUUCAACCCCCCGCCACUUCAGGACUCGGAAUCACACAGUCUAA